AUGGAAGCUCGGCGAGCAAAAAAGAGCAGAGCGAAAGGAUUGGAGGCUGAUGAGUUUUUCGGACUCGACCCAUUCAGAACCCGUCGUGAUUCGUUCCGUUUCAUUACAAAUUCGCCCAAAACCAAGCUCAUCCCUUCUUGGCCUCGCGCGUCAGUUGUUUGCGUUUCCGCGACAUCAUCAUCUGAUUCAUCGGACUCUUCAGAAGACGUCGCGCCAUGCACAACGGACGGCUCCAGUCGUUCGUCAAACGUCUUCAUCGGCCCUCUUCAACUGACCACAUCUUCAUCUGCAGCAAGUCCGUCAUGUCUUAUUUUUCUGUUCAAGAAAAGAAGGAAAAAAGUUAUUUUUCUGUCUUUAGUCGAGUGAACGUCGAUUCAAACGGUAAAAGUGUUUGUGAGGUUUUUUUGGAUAUAGUUCCAACUUCAAAACCGAUUUAUUUUUCCUUUCAUUCUCUACUAACUUUUUCUAUCUUCAUCAGAAAAUCCAGCUCUCGGAUUUAGAUAUUUGAUCCUAUCUUCAGCUCGAAGCUACUCAAAGAGUUUGAAGGUACACGGGCCGGUUGUUUGUCGCUGAGCCAGAAGAUGUGAACAAGAUAGUGGACGCCUACCACAAGGUUCCCGACAAGUACGCCAUGUUUGAGAGCAUGUUCAUCCAGCUUUUCGUCGUCAGUCUUCUAUCUCACUUUCCGUUUUCUAGCAAACGUUUCAGGUAGAGGAAGUCGAGUUCGCCGUUUAUUUUGGACUGGAGAAUCUGACAGAAGCUCAGCUGAGGCUUGACCAACGAUUUCGCACCCACGUCGGCAAGUUCCAGCGCUUUAUGAACGGUGACUUUUUUUGAAAAAUAUAGCUGAAGGUUAUUCGCGUUGCUAUUUUUCAAGCUUCCAGUUCGGUUUUGAUGAAAAAAAAAACAUUCAAAUGCCGUUAACAUGAAUUAAUUCAACUUAAAUGUGAGGUCAUUUAAUUUUAACUCCGAAAAUCAGAAUUCUACAAAAAUUGACCGAAAAACUCUUCGAAUACUAGAUGAAGCCCCUGAACUCUAGUUUUUUGCCUAACAAAUAGACGGACUAUCUUAGAAGCGCCAUUUUCUGAAUACUGUGAAGUUGUGCAGGUUAAUAAUCUCAGGAACUUCGUUUUGUGGAUCACAGAGUGUUAACCGGACUCUAGAGAUAUCUUUAAAUUUAAUUACUCCCUCUAACUUUCUCAUUAAAUUUUAUUUCAAUCUAAAAACAUUAUUAAAGGAAUAAUGGACAUGCUUUCGAAAGGACCAGAAAACGCCGAUGAAAUCGUCGACAUUUUGAGGUUUUCUAUUCCAACAUGCUUUUCUUUUCAAGAGCCAUUAAUUUGAAGCAAAGCCUUGCAUUUUCAGAAUAGUCGGACGGAAUCAUGGAAAUGUACGCUCCAUGAGUUUUACCGCCGAAAAAUGGCUCAUUUUCAAAAAUGAUUUGCUCGCCCUUCUCUGCAAAGAUGCAUCGGUAUGGUUUUGAUGCUUUCAAUUACCUCAAACGUGAUAAGUCAGAAGCCGUAUGCAAUAAAGUGAAAAAAGGUUUUCUGCCAUUCACCUGAAAAUAGGAAAGGCCUAAAACUUGCUAGGAAUCAUUGAUUUCAAUGUAACCUGGUGUAAUAAGGCUUUAUAAGAAGAUUCGGGAAGAGAAGAAACAGUUUCAGUAUGAAAAAGAAGAAUUGUAGCCAUUUUCGAGUUUUAGAAAAAUGACAAACAUUCAUUUUACACUUUAUUGCAUACGGGAGUUUUUAAAAUUUUAUUAAUUAAAUUUUUAAAAAAAACCUUACAACCUGCUCAUACUAGUUUUUGAAGAUGCAAACGUUCUCAAAAUGACGCCUUUCGCCGAACUUUAUGAAAUUUGCCUUUUCUUUUUAGCGCAGCAAAAAAAAACUAUGCCUGUACACAAUGAGGUCUAGUUUUAAUAUCAGAUCAUUUUCCAGGAGAAAAUUUGUUCAACCUGGAGCAAACUUAUUAGUUUCAUCAUAUCGGAAAUAAAAGACGGCUACCUGGAGCACGUGAGGAACUCCCUCGAAAGUUUGAUUAAAACUGAAAACGUUCAGGUAAGACACGCAAGGUCAUCCUCCUGUCCUCAGAUCGCGGCACUUCGCAUUUUUCGAGCUUCUCGUCGUUCACGCAAAAAGUCAGAGUCUGUGACGCGGAUCUGA
This is a messenger RNA of Caenorhabditis auriculariae, 2165 nucleotides long. Lineage: Eukaryota; Metazoa; Nematoda; Chromadorea; Rhabditida; Rhabditidae. The record is from the annotation of a GenBank genome assembly.